AGGAGACCAAGUGAAUUUGGUCCCUUGAAAAUAGAACAGCAAUUCUGCAAAAACUAGAAAGUGGGAAGAAGUGGGCAAGUGGUCACAAGAUUUUCCAAAUGGCGGGCCUUUCUUUUGAACUAAAUAGUAGUAGUAAAUACAUUUCCAAAAAGCAAAUACAUACAACCUAAAAAAGUGGACAACCUUACUCCAACAUGAAUCCCACUUCCCUAUUUAACAGCCUAACUGCCCCAUAACUGCUUCUAUUUCAAUUCUUUUUUUUUUUACCUUCCAAGAAGCACAAUUCUACUAGCAAAUUUCCAACAUGAAGUGGGGUAAAAAGAAACCUUCAUCUUCAUUGAUCACUCAUGUUUUCCCUGUUUCUUGGCUUUCAAAAUUCAAGCAAAAGAAGGACGGCAGCAGUGAGCAUCAAGAAGCAGCAAAGAUGAAGCACAAGGGAAAGGUGGAUUUGACUUCUUUCACCUCGCGGACGAAUGUUAGUUUAAAGGAAGGAAGAUUCUAUGGUGGGGAUGAUGAUGAUGAUCCUUAUUGGAGGCUUUCUUUUACUGAAGACAGAUUUGAAGCUCAUCCUCAGCAUCAACAGAUUCAGAAUCCACUCUGGUGUGGUUCUUAUGAUGAAUUUGAUCAAGAUUCAACUUGGAAUUCCAAGAGUAGUUUGGGAGAAGAGAAUCAUAAGUUCAAUGAUAUGGUUUCUAGAAAGAUAAGCGAAAAGCCCAAGAAAAUGUUGAUUUCCCAGAAUAAAGCAGAAUUCAGCAACAGAAAGAGGAAUUCUGUCAAAGAUGAGAAGUUGAGGAAACUUAGUAGAAAAGCUUUGGAGGAAAGAAUAGCGGAAAAUGCUAGAGAACUUGGUCAAGAAGAAGAAACAGCAGCAGAGGUGAUAGAGAAAGAUAUAUUCGAAAUAGAACCCGAGAAUGAGAAGGUACUGAAAAGGGGGAAGGAGAAACCAACAGCCUAUAAUUCAAGAAAGACGCGGAGUGUGUCUAACACGGAUUCCAGUCUGAAUUCAAUGGACGAAAAUUGCAUGAUGUUCAAAACUCUGAAUCUAGAGGAAGAAGCUGAUGCAUUGUCUGAAGAAGAAUUUGAAUCAGAAUGUCUAGAGAUGAAAGACAUGAGGAUCAAAGAAAUGUCAGAGAAAAGUGUUUAUCAGCAGAGAAAAUCAGUAUACAUAAACCAGAAGAGAAGAAGAAAACAUGGUGUUAAAGUCAGAGCAUAUUCACCACGAACAACAGCCAAGAUGGAAUGCAGAAUCAAAGCUCUUGAAGACAUGAAGAAAGCAAAGAUGAAGAUGAGACACGAGACAAAGGAGAGAUUCAGAGGAGACAGGACAGUUUUCGAUAGCUAUGCUAUUAUGAAGAGUUCAUUUGACCCUUUCAGCGACUUCAGAGACUCGAUGAUUGAGAUGAUAUCACAGAGAGGGAUAAAAAACUCAGAGGAGCUUGAAGAGUUAUUGGCUUGUUAUCUAACACUCAACUGUGAUGAAUACCAUGAUCUCAUUAUCAAAGUCUUUCGGCAGGUAUGGUUUGAGCUGAACCAGGUCAAUAUUGGAGCAGAAUUACAGAAAUGCUGUUGUUCUGAUGACUAACAAUUGCUUAGUUUGAGUUUCUUAA
This is a messenger RNA of Solanum dulcamara, 1607 nucleotides long. Its product is annotated as transcription repressor OFP5. The transcript has a single exon. NCBI's taxonomy places the organism in Eukaryota, Viridiplantae, Streptophyta, Magnoliopsida, Solanales, Solanaceae. The record is from RefSeq and is a predicted model, not a curated record. Gene Ontology annotation, biological process: negative regulation of DNA-templated transcription. The coding region runs from base 305 to 1582 and encodes 425 amino acids.